ACAGACAAAUCACAGAAAACACGCAAGUCACUAUGGACGAACUAGAGCCGCCAACGCCGUCAAAUCUCCGCCGCCGGAGCUUAAGCGUGACUUCCGGGGUGAUCCCAAACACGCUCACCCUCCACACCACCAGUCUCCCCAACGGCACAAGCACAGCUGCACCCCUCGACUACGAGCUCGUCUCUCUCAACUCCUCCUCCUCCUACACCUCCCUUAAGGACCUCCUUCCCUCCAACUCCGCCGCAAUCAACUCCCCCAACGCCACCGCCGCGGCCUCCUCCCUCUACGAGAUCUCCAUCCGCAACCGCCUCGUCAAGCAUGCAGCCUGGGCAUAUCUCCAGCCCAUGUCCUCUUCCCCGGAUGCCUCUGCCCCUCAUUUCCUCCGCCGCCUCUGGCUCCGGUUCUCCUCGCCUCGGAACCUCGUCUCCGACUUCUUCAAUUUCAUCAAUUGCCAAGUCAUUCCGGGCAUCGCCCGCGCUUUCGAUUGCAUCUUCCGGCUAAUCAACAGAUAACAGUUUAUAGUGAUCUAAUCAUGUUUCAAUUUGGUUUCUUUUCUUUUCUUUUCUUCCUUGGUUUCUAUACACACCAAUAAGGGAUGAACAUAGAUUCAUUACAUUACAAGGAGAAUUAAGCAAUUAAAUGAACGUAAUUUUUGUUUCC
Messenger RNA from Tripterygium wilfordii, 660 nucleotides. RefSeq lists its product as uncharacterized. The record is from RefSeq and is a predicted model, not a curated record. The transcript has a single exon. Bases 33 to 512 code for a protein of 159 amino acids. NCBI's taxonomy places the organism in Eukaryota, Viridiplantae, Streptophyta, Magnoliopsida, Celastrales, Celastraceae.